ACCACAGUCUACUCAUCUGGUACCUCAACACUUCAUUUUGUUUGUUUCUUUAUGUAUUUGUUUGAUAUUCUUAAAUUAAUCUCUGGCCUCUCAAUCCCCCCUGACACCAAGGAUGAAAUUGCUGAACAUGUAUAGUCAAAGCAAACACAGUGAUGGGCUUAUUAAAGACACGGGGAGCAGCGAGGAGGAGCCUGGCUCUGGCUGCAGCUGCUACAUUGGCUGUAUGCUCAGCAGUGGGGAGGAGCUGAUGUAGAGAGAGGGAGAGAGAGGGAGAGAGAGAGAGAGAGAGAGAGGGAGAGUGUUGGGGGAGGAGGGCAGCGCUCUUGUUGGGGAGAUAGGGAAUGCCCGUUAGUUGCGUCUGCCGAUUAUAGCACAUCAGCUGGAGCGCUGCUAUUGGGAGAGCAGAGCACAGGCAGUGCGGAGGACUGAGCCGCUGAGCGCAGGAGGGUACACUAGAGAAGACAGGCACACUCAAGGAAGAGGCAGGGAGAGGCAGGGAGUGCGAGCGCAUCAGAGCCGGUGUGAAGGAGCAGAGCAGUGGGCGCAGGAGAGCAGAAAGAUAGAGGACCAGAGAAAAGUUACCAGGUCAGCAAUAGAGUGUGGAAGCGGAGCAGCCGAGACUCUCCUGGGGUUCUCUCUCCCUCUGGAACUGCCCGGCACGGCGAUCAGCAGCACAGGAGGGGAGUGAUAUUACAACAGGGGGGAUAGAGGGAGUACUGUAACUUCUUCCUGGAAAGACCAGGGUAAUGCUCCUCUCAGCACCUCUGUGCACAGCCACUUCAGGACUACCACGGCAAGACAGCAGCAGCAGCAAGAAGAAGAAGACACUUGAGCCUGGCAGAAGUGCCUGGACAGUCCAGCUCCACUCACUUCUACACUGAGGACUUUCUUACACAACUGUGUGCAUCGAGGUGGAUGUAAUUGUGUUUCUGUGAGGCUUUUAUCUCUUUUUAUGCUUCAGAGUGAAGCAGUGGUGAUUUGGAUGGUGAGUUGUCCUGUCCUGUCAUCUCUGAGACUAUGGUAGACUGUGCGUCAGGGAGCCCUUCAUCAGCAGCUGCAGCCUUAGAGCAUGGAGAAGUCCAGCAGUGAGGAGUCAGCCAUUCACCGUAGCCCCUCAGUAGAUAGCCGUGACUCUGAUUUUGCACAAGCCUCCACGUCUGGCCGCCCGUUUGGCGGCCGCGGCUUCACUGCCGGCGCAUUCUACGGCUCCACGGGGCCGCGCAAAAACGCACAGCAGGGGCAGGCUGGAGCAGCAGCUGACGCCAGCGCAGGAGACAAGACCAACAGCAAGUACAGCUCCCCCAAAAGCAGCAAAUACGUGGUCUUUUACCUGGAUCUAUCCUUUGUGUUCCUUUUAGAAUUCAAGAAGUGCAACAUGGCAAGGGGCUGCCUCUGCUGCUUGAAGUAUAUGAUGUUCAUCUUCAAUCUCAUCUUCUGGUUAUGCGGCUGCGGGCUGCUCGGCGUGGGCAUCUGGCUCUCCGUGUCGCAGGGCAGCUUCGCCACCUUCUCACCCUCAUUCCCCUCGCUGUCGGCAGCCAACAUGGUCAUCUUCAUCGGUGCCAUUGUCAUGGUAACGGGCUUCCUCGGUUGCCUGGGCGCCAUCAAGGAGAACAAGUGCCUGCUUCUGAGUUUCUUCAUUGUCCUGCUGAUAAUUCUCCUGGCAGAGCUGAUAUUACUCAUCCUGUUCUUCGUGUACACAGAUAAGGUGAGUGAGAACGCCAAACAGGAUCUCAAGGAUGGGCUGGCUCUCUACAACUCAGAAAACAACAUAGGCCUGCGAAAUGCCUGGAACAUCAUCCAGGCUGAGUGGAAGUGCUGCGGUGUAAUAGCAUACACCGACUGGCACGAGGCCCUGAAGGAGAAGGUCGUUCCUGACCGCUGCUGCCAGGAGCAUUACCAGAACUGUGGGCGAAACUCCACCAACAUGUUCUGGAACAGAGGCUGCUUCGAGAAAGUGGAGGAAUGGCUGGACGACAACAAGCACAUGCUGGGAACCAUAGGCAUGGUCAUCUUGGUGGUGCAGCUCCUGGGCAUGGCGUUCUCCAUGACGCUCUUCCACCACAUCCACAGAACGGGGAAGAAGUACGACGCUUAGCCUCAAGGGGGGAGAGUCACCCCGACGGAGAGGAGCCCCCACUGCCUGAUGGGAUGAGACUCUGAUUUAAACGCCCCCUGCUCCCCCUCUACCCCCACACUUUACAACCUCUUUAGAGCAUCCCCCCCCCAGCCCCAUCCCUCGAUUUCCCAGACCUUCUGUACAGAUUCCAGCUGUGUCCCCGCUCUGUUCCGCUCUCUCCUUUCACCAUCCAUUUUUGCCAAAGAGUAACACAACUGGAAGAGAAGGGACACCUACUUUUUGGCUAAGGAAGAGAAUCCCAUUGGUUGUCACUCCUCUUGAGUACAUUUCAGUUUUGUUUGUUUUUUUUGUUUUUGCUUGGACUAACAAUUUGCUGGAAGGACGGAUGGACUUUGAGACAAUGAAUACUUUACUAAUGCCCACACACCCCACUCUGAGGCAAAGAGAACAUAUAAAGACUGAUGAUACCCUCCACCAGAGGUUUUUUUUGAGUGGAGUUCCCCCCCAUAUUGAUCAAAUUCCCGCCCCUUUUCACUUGUAAAUGACAAAGUUCCAUCAUGGCAUGCUAGUUUUCUACUUUCCAGAUGUUCCCUCGUUGUCGAAAAUGUCUUCAUCGUGUCUUGUGUUUUUUUUGUCCUUUUGUUUUCUUUUUUUUUUUUUUUGUAAGUAUGUCAUCGACGCUCCUGUGGAAUAUAAGUGUCGAACAGAUCGGUGCAAUGAGCUUGCAGACAUGCAGUGCGCUUCCUGUGUGAGGGAUUGGAUUUGACGCGAGGGGCGCAGACGUGUCGCAGCGGCUUUUAACGUAAUCCACAAUCUUUUUUUUUUUUUAUCGGACUAUAGAGAUUGUUUUGGUAAAGCGAGCCUGAUGGGGAGGUGCGGGAGGGGAAUCAUCAGUGGAUUUAUUUUAUACCAAAUUCUGCAGCGUCCUCUGAAUAAAUUGUAAUGCAUAUUUCUGCCUGUGAGCACACACACAUACACACACACACUGUACUGCCACACAGUAGCAGUACUGCUACUCCCUGUGAGACAAUACAAAUGGUGUAAAAUGGCUGUUUAUUAGGGCUCCACCAGACUGCCAAGUGAAGAAAUCUGGGCGACGAAGUUACCCCUUUGAGAAUACAGACUGAAUUGUGUGUGUUGUUGCUGUGUGUGUGGAGUGUGGCCUCAUGGGUGUGUUUGAUCACAUUGUCCAAGCUGCAGAGGAAUGAAAAAAAAAGGACGGCACAUAGAAACACAGAGGAACAAGGGCGUGAGGGGCAAAAACAGAGCAGACACGUUGCCUUCGUGCCGCCAUCAAUUGUGUUAGCGAGGGCAGCUGGAGACUCUCCCCUCUGUAUUCCUGAGAUCUCAUCUGCUCUGGCUCCCCUCAUUCCUCUCUCUCUCUCUCUUUCUCUGGCUGUCAGCUCCCUCCGCCUGCAUUUCUCUUUUCCUCACCCCAAUUUUCUCCCGGCGUGUCAGGAAGCAAUGAGCUUCACUCUCCGUACGUACACACAGUACCUCCGCCGACAUUCCUGCUCAUCACCAGGUGACAUCUUAGGUUUGCAACUUUGCCCAUUUUCUAUAAGCUUUUCCCUUUUCAGCUGCAGGGGGUGGGGGCAGGCGCGUGGGCAGAUCAAAGCGGAGACAGAUAGGUAUGGCAACGUGCCCUGUAGGACGUGUCUGUUCUUCCCUGAUUCGCCGCAGGAGGCCUGAGCGCCAACCCCGUCUCCUUAAGACUGAAAAUACUCUACAUCUGCCGUGGCGACUUAAAGCAAAUGCCCUCCAGUAUGUUUGCUCCGGGAUUCAAAAUGUCUCUGAGCACACGAGAGAGGCGGUGGAACGGCGCAAAUGACUUGCUUGCUGUUAGAGGAGUUGGAGGCGAUCAUUCGGCCGUAAUUGGAUGUCAUCAGCAUCGACAACACCGCGGUAAAUGCUGAUGUCGGAGAGCGUGGCCGUGGCAUUUCAACACAUCCAAAAGGGGGCGAGGAACAGAUGGGACAGGGUGUAAACAGGCCAGCAGUUUAACCGUGGACAUUUUAAGCCCAGUGAAAACGCAGCAAAACUUUGUAUUUCAGUGGUCGACCAAUACGGUUGUUUCAAGGCUGAUUCAGGAUACGUCACUCAACCCAGAAGCUGGAGUCAAACAUCGACCAUCCCCGUAUGAGCUGCCACUUCACUCGACAAACAGAAACACAGAACCUCAGUAAUAAUCCCUCCAUGCACGAAAACUGUGUACAAGUUCACUGUGGUCUUCACUUAGAAAGGCGGUUUGUCUGAGACCCUUAGAUCGUCCCCCGCUCAUGCUCCUACGGGUGAUACUCUGACUGGAUUGCCAUGUUUCUUCAUUCAAACACUCGUAAUGACAUCGUGUCCAUGUUAGCCGUCUUUUCAGUUUGGUCAUUUUACCUCCAAUCAGCAGACUUAUUUGUCUGACGUGACAGUGUCCUUUUUGCAGCUGUCAAAAAAUGCGUCCGUGAGGAGUUAAUGCCUUCUUUAAAAGAUGGUCGAAACAGUGUGAUCCCAAAGAGCUGCACACACACAGGCGCUGGCAAUUACUCUCGCUGAUCAGACCCAUCUGUUCACACCGAGAAUUAACAAAAAACAACAGAAACUGAAAAUGAUGGGCAGUAAAAGUAGUGCGCCACAUAGCAAAAGAGGGAUUUUUUAACUCUGGCGUGGAAGUCUGUCCCCCGUUUUUCUCCGAUUGUUGUUUUGUUUCUGGAGGAAAAACAAACCAGAGUAGAACACCAAACAUAUUUCUAUUGGUGAAAAAGGCUGGGAUGUUCAGGAGGCCUAGAAUCUGGGCUGUGUGUUUCUUGGCCAUCAAAGUUUUAUUAGACAUGUUACCACAUUCCCAGAUCUCAACAAAGAACUUAAAGUAUUAUUAAUAAUAGAGAUGAUGGGCGAAUUAAAAAAAAAAAAAAAUAAGACCAUGAACUGGAAUUUUCCUUCACCAGGAGAAGACAGGUGAUUAUUUAUUUGCUGCUGUUGUAAAAAAUCGAGUAGAGAAAUCAUUGGGACCAGAGAGGGGGCCGCGUUUCUUAAUCAUAUCCAAGGCAACUGUUGACGGGAGGGUUUGUCUAUUUUGGAUGAAGCCUUGGAACUCAGACACUGUGGCUUGAUGCUUCAUGGGCGAACAAAUGACCCACCAACAUUCACUUAUUAGACAUUCUUCCAGUCUGGCAGCUUGCGUGCCUCACAGUACCACCUAAAGUCAUUCUUAACUUUUUAAAAUCUUUUUUUUUUUUUUUUUUACGAUGACUUAAUCCGAGAGACAGAGUGUGGGGGGGAACGGGGAGGGGAGGGGAGGGGAGGGGGUGCGUUUAUGCGUCAGGAAACAACAGUUUUGGGCCGCGAUGUGCAGCGACCCUGCUGGCUGUGAUUCACUGCCCGCCCCCCCAUAUGCUCCGACUCCCUCUUGUUGUGUCCACGGGGGGGUGGGGAGAACAUGACAGCUGCUGAUGUACAGCGCUGGCACGAGUGGCCACAUCUCCUCUGCUUGGCUGCCUCCACAAACUCUCCACACAUCCCUUAUUUACUGCCUCGCUCCUCAGACACCCGGUGCUCCAUAUACAGUAGCUGGCAGCGCUGACACCGAAGAAAUACAGCUGUGCUCUUUGGACGCCUCAAAGCAGCUGUGAGGUAUGCUCCGCAUCCAGGACGGUGUUUAUAGGAGGAAUUGCUUACCACAGGCGCAGAGUUCAGGAGAAACUUAUGACAGAUGUUUAAAGCUGUGUUGCUCCGUCUUUCAUCGGGGGGGGGUUCGAACUCAGAGAAUGUGGGAAUAAAACAAAUCGAGUGUCUGUCUCGGAAUCUGACGUGACAUUUCAGAACCAGCCCGGAAAAAGUCUGUACGUCUUUGCCCCCGACUGAUCUGACCGUGCUGACAUUCUGGCAUUUUUUAAUUAUUUUUUUUUUUUUGCUGUGUGUGAACUCCCUCUCCCUUCAGCCACCGUCACUCAGUCUUCACGGUUCCAUCAGAAAAACCGUUUGUCCUCCUCCUGUUUUUUUUUUUUUUUUUUUUUUAGAAUGCAAUUAUGAAUGCCACUUGAAGGACAGCUGUUUAACUUUGUUGUUUUUUUGUACAUUGCUUUGUCGACAGUUUUAAUGUUUGUUUUUAUACAAUAUUCAGUUUUCUCUAGACGUAGGCUGUUUUGUUUUUUUGUUUUGUUUUUUUUGGCUCGUUCACGACAGAGGGCUCAUUGUCGCUUCAUUGUGAGAACAUGACAUUUAGCGUUUGUUUCUUUAGGGGGAUUUGUUUCCCCCUGCGAGGUGCAAACAUGCCUUUCUGUCUUAACAUCGCUACGGGCGGUUAAAGCCCGUCAGAAUUGAUGGGGAGAGAAAUAAUUGUCACAUUUCCCACAAAGGGCGCACUUGCACGCUUGUCGCCGUGCCUCUCCGCAUAAGACCCAGUUUAAUUCAAUUAGACGUCCCGGUGUAAUCUGCGGUACGUCUUUUAUGAAAACUGCCAGCGUAAGACCCAUAAUCAUCUUUUGUUGUAGAGCAUGAUCUAUGAGAUGACACUGCACAACACAGAGCCCAUGACACUACAGCAUCAUCAGCCCCGGAUGUAAAUAUGCCCAUUUUAACGACUGAUGUAACCUACUGUAAUACUUUACCUCUGACACCUGUAACCAUAUUUUUACAUUUUGAACAGUUUAACGCCAUUUUUCUAAUUCUGAAUCGCCUUCAGACCCGCGCUCUUUUCAACCUCACACCCAUAUGUUAGCCAGUUUUCUCAUGUUUGAUGGAGUUUUUUUUCUGCCUCUGUUUGUCAGGAGCGGUGUAUAUUUGAUGUAAAUUUGUGUGUGUUUUUUUUGUCAGUACAGUUUCCAUAUUUUAUUUUAUUUGCAUCUUGUAGUAUUUUUCCAUAUGUCUUUCUGUUUUUGUUUUGUUUUGUUUUGGGAAGGAGUUUUAAGUAACCCCCACUUAUCCACGGAAGCACUCCCGGUAGAAGGUAAAGGAAGGACGCUCAUGCAGUAAUUGGGCUCUUGUCUGCUGUGAAGAAUUUUGAUACGGAUGCUUUUUUUUUUUCCCCCCUGCCACCUUUGACAUUUUUGUUUCUGUUAUCUCCUCCUAAUCCUUCCCCCGUGCUAAGGCUAAAUAUCCGAGCAGUGGAAAUGUAUGCUCUACAAAUGGUGUGUUUGAUGUUGUGUUCUGCUGGAUGGCAACUAUCUGAUACCUGCCAGCCUCGUCCUGUGGAGUUCUCUGCUACAUGUGAAAGCACUCUGAAUAUCUAUACUAGGUGGUGCACUACCUUCUCUUUAUUCUCUCAAAUCAACUAUUUUUUAAAUAAAGGAAAGAGUGUCACAAAAAAA
This is a messenger RNA of Acanthopagrus latus (yellowfin seabream), 7374 nucleotides long. RefSeq names its product tetraspanin 9a (gene tspan9a). Bases 1070 to 2095 code for a protein of 341 amino acids. NCBI's taxonomy places the organism in Eukaryota, Metazoa, Chordata, Actinopteri, Spariformes, Sparidae. The record is from RefSeq and is a predicted model, not a curated record. Gene Ontology annotation, cellular component: membrane. The transcript has 7 exons.